Messenger RNA from Nymphaea colorata (pocket water lily), 1218 nucleotides. RefSeq lists its product as uncharacterized. The coding region runs from base 310 to 1026 and encodes 238 amino acids. NCBI's taxonomy places the organism in Eukaryota, Viridiplantae, Streptophyta, Magnoliopsida, Nymphaeales, Nymphaeaceae. The record is from RefSeq and is a predicted model, not a curated record. The transcript has 5 exons.
AUUGUCGAGAUAGUUGUCGAUAAGUAUACGAUACGUGGAAAAUGUCACCGGUAUUUUUUUUGGCGCGAUCAUUUUAGCGGCACCGUCCGGUCCUCCCCUCUAUGUAACGUAGGACCGAUCGCCUGCGCCGGAGAGGCCGCCGAAUAUCCGGCGAUCUCGGUUAGUCCGAUGUUUUCUCGCCGCCCGAUCUCGAUGAUCGCCACCGAUUCGGAUAGUUUGCGGAAAAUAUCGUGUCUCUUGAACCCUCACCUUCUCCUAAAGAUCUCCCUGGGAUGAAGUAAAUGGUGGAGCUACCGAUAAGUAGCAGCAAUGGCAUCUGGUGGUCGGUUUGAUCCAGCUUCUGGUAGUCCAAAAGGCUCAACUUUUCCCACUAGCUACUCCGAUGGGCUGCGUAGUUCAUUCGCUGCCGGGUCAUUGGACAGGUCAAGUAGUUUUCACGAGGGCAGUGACAGUCGCAUGACGGGCUCUGGUUCCACAAUAUCAGGGGAUGCAUCCUCAUAUGUCGAAUUGAGCCAGUGGUUGAACCUUGACUCGCUGUCCACAGGUGACCAGAAAUUCACAAGAUUGGGGGAGUUGAAGAAAGCCUCGAAUAUUUCAUCAAUCAUGUUAAUGGAAGAUGAUUCCUUCGGGACUGCUCUGCACUCGAAGCCUCUUUGCCCGCCAUUGUUGGAAGAUUUGAAGCGUUUGAAGUCUAGCAUUAUUGAGAGCUCCAUACGAGCAAAGGACAGAAAAAAAUAUUUGGUUGAAUCCAUAUCAAAAUUGGACAAAUACAUGCUGCAAAUGCGGCAAAAGCGGCAGAGGAAUGAGCAACUUCCAACUGAAAGAUCUAAUGAGCAGAACCAAAGGGACCUAGUAGAUCUAGACUCGUUUGAUGCGUCCAAGUAUGUAUCAUCGACGAGAGCAGCGGUUGAGAGCUCCAACGAGAAUCUGUGCGGGGGUCGAAACUCAAGACUAGAGGAAGUGAACGUGAGGAGGUCCACGCGUGCGACGAAGGGACAAAGGCGGCGCAGGUUCAGCCCUCCCUGAGCUUAGUUUAGGCAUUUUGGAUCCAGUCAUGGCGUUUGGACCCUUUAUCAUAUUUGAUCCGUUUUCUAUAUUUUAAUUGAGUUGAAAUCAGAGAUUGGGUUUUUUUUUAUUUAUUAUUAGACUUUGUUAUUUGAUUACAACUUUGUUGAUUUCUUGAUCAAUUGACAGUCCAUUGAUUUGAGAUUUGAAGGA